CUUAUUAUAAUUUUUUUGAUAAUGUAUUGAAUGCUUAAUCUUUUGAAAUUUUUUCUUAUAUAUAACUGACAAAAGAAAUUAAGAGAGGUGAAGGAAGAGAAAGGAAAAGAAGGAGAAAGUGCGGUGUGCAUGGUAGUUGGAUUUUAUUGUAUCGCCUGGUAGAAAUGGGUAGCGAAGAAGAGAGGGUUCUUGAGAACCAACUAGAACUCCAAUUGCACGAGCAAAGAGAUUCUCUCACUGCUAUCGAUGACGCUCUUCUCCUUGAUCCAACCAAUUCCGAACUCCUCGAGGUUCAUGAGGAGCUUGUUCAGGCUAUUAAGGAUGCUGAGGAAGGACUUCUUCACUUAAAGCGUUCAAGAUUAUUAUCUGAAGCAGACGCAGUGCUGCGAAGUACUAAUAUUUUUGCGGAAGAAGAGAAAGUAGAGCCCCUUGAUCCUGCUGAUGUUGAACCAGAGCCACUAGAAGAAAAAGGCUUUUCUGUUGGAUCUAAAUGUAGAUUUCGUUACAAAGAUGGACGUUGGUACCAUGGUCAAGUGCUGCAAUUGGAUAAUUCAGUGGCAAAGAUUUCAUUUCUUACUCCUACAUCUGACAAUAUGCUGAUGUGCAAGUUCUUUUUACAACAGCGGUGUCGAUUUGGUAGUAACUGUCGCCUAUCCCAUGGAAUUGAUGUUCAACUGUCCUCCCUUAAGGAAUAUGUCCCAACAAUCUGGAAGCCAUCUCAUGCGGGGUCAAGUAUAUGGGCAGUCUCAAAUGCAAAUGCAGGCAUUUGGAGAGAAGCUGAGCUUGAGUCAUGGGAUGAAAAAGCUGGAGUUGGACAAGUUGUUUUCCGAGACGAUGGAAGUUCUUUGAAGCUUGGUGCACAAGAUAUGGUAUUAACUGAAUAUGCAGAUGUGAGUGACAUAGAUAGUGAUUUCAGCUCAGAACAAUCCGAUUACAGUGGCUCCGAGGAAGAGGAGCCACAAGGUUUAGGAUUUAUGGAUAGUACCAACUUACAGAAAGGUGUUCAAACAGAAACUGCUAUAUUUGCAAAGUGGGAGAAUCACACCAGAGGCAUAGCUUCCAAAAUGAUGGCGAAUAUGGGUUACCGAGAAGGAAUGGGCUUAGGUUUAACUGGUCAGGGUAUGGUUGAUCCAAUACCAGUUAAAGUCCUACCACCAAAGCAGUCAUUAGAUCAUGCACUCAAAUCUCAUAAAGUAGAAGGGAACACAGAGAAGCAAAGGAAGAAACGGACCAGAGGUGGUAGAAGAAAACGCGAGAAGAAAUUUGCAGAAGCAAAUCGUGCCGCAAAAGAAAAGGAAGAAUCGGCACCAGAUGUCUUUUCACUAAUAAAUACUCAGCUAGCAAUGCACGGUGAAGCUUCCAAUGAUGGCGGAUCAAUGAAGAAGCAGCAAAGUAAAAGCUUAGGGGAAGGUAAAAAGGUGGAUAGGAGGGUGUUGGUUGCUUAUGAGAAUGAUGUGAAGGAUCUGAAAGUGCAGGUUCAAAAGUUUGAACAAAUGGCAGAAGCAAACAAAAAAGAAAAGCCUGUUUACGAUGCUGCCAUGAAAAAAUUAGUUCAAACCCGCAAGGCUUUGGCCGAGGCUGAAGCAGUUCACGCCUCUGCCUCAAAUGAUGUUGUUAGCAAAGAAAAAGAGAAGAGAUGGCUAAAGUUUUAGUUACAGUACUUAGGACUCAGUUCUGUGUGUAGUUGCAUAUUGUAAUGCCUUCAAUGAUGAUACUUAAAAAGAAGAAAAAUGAAAGAAAGCUCACAGGUCUAAGUAAUAACUCUACUACGAUACUUGUAGUUUGCGGUGUACUGUAAUAUGCAGCUCAUGUACAUGCUCUGUUCUAGUGCAGGUGGAAGAUGUGGGAUAUUAUUUUUAUAAACCAUCAAUUUGAUUUUGAAA
Vicia villosa (hairy vetch) is the source of this 1883-nucleotide messenger RNA. RefSeq names its product zinc finger CCCH domain-containing protein 18-like. The transcript is spliced from 4 exons. Gene Ontology annotation, molecular function: nucleic acid binding; metal ion binding. Bases 165 to 1652 code for a protein of 495 amino acids. The record is from RefSeq and is a predicted model, not a curated record. NCBI's taxonomy places the organism in Eukaryota, Viridiplantae, Streptophyta, Magnoliopsida, Fabales, Fabaceae.